This is a messenger RNA of Hippocampus comes (tiger tail seahorse), 1450 nucleotides long. It is a transcript of the gene tomm34, whose product is annotated as translocase of outer mitochondrial membrane 34. Gene Ontology annotation, cellular component: mitochondrion; cytosol. The record is from RefSeq and is a predicted model, not a curated record. The coding region runs from base 368 to 1300 and encodes 310 amino acids. The transcript has 8 exons. Gene Ontology annotation, molecular function: heat shock protein binding. NCBI's taxonomy places the organism in Eukaryota, Metazoa, Chordata, Actinopteri, Syngnathiformes, Syngnathidae.
GUCCCCUUGAACGCAAAACACGGUCGCAUCAAGUAGUCCCGUUGCCCAGGAAACUUGAAUGCAGCGUCCACCGGCCUUCUCUGUCACGACUAUCGUCAUCCUCCCCGCAGACAAGUGAGCGCAGCCGGCAGGAGAGUUCCGGACACGCCGCCCCCACUACCAUACCCUCCACCGGAUUUAGCACAAGCAGCGCCAGCGUGACCACGACAAGACUAACAACCAAAAGGGAGAAACGAAAAACAGGCCGUUGGAGGAAUGACUGUGCCGCUUACGUGGGCGAGUUAAGGAUAUUUUCAAACGUUACGCGCCGCCCGCCAACUUUUGUCGCUGAAUCCGCCACUUCGCGUCCGAAAGCCGGCACGUCGGAAUGACUUCGAAAACGAAAGUGAAGCAGUGGGCCGAGCUGAAACUAGCCGGCAAUGAGUGCUUCAAGACCGGCCAGUACGGAGAGGCCACCCGCAUCUACAGCCUGGCCAUCAGCGAGCUACACAAGUCGAAUCCAAAGAACGUGGAGGAUUUGAGCGUGUUGCACUCCAACCGCGCCGCUAGCUACCUCAAAGAAGGAAACUGCGCCGAAUGUCUCAAGGACUGUAACCUUUCUCUGGAGUUGGUGCCGUUCAACGUGAAGUCUUUAUUGCGCCGGGCGGCCGCCUCAGAGGCUCAGGAGCGUUACCGCCUGGCCUACGUGGACUACAAGACCGCACUGCAACUGGACGCGCACCUCGUGGCCGCGCACGAGGGAGCAAACAGGUACACGCUGCAUACAUAUUAUAUUCACGUCGAGGUAUUCCCAACACUCGCUGAUCCCAUCGUCCGACUUUCCGCCGCGCCGCCGCAACGCAACGGCAUCGCGCGGAACCACGAUCUGGCCGCCGAGGAGGAUCUCCGGCGAGCCGGGUUGCUUAAGGAGGAAGGCAAUGCGCUGGUUAAGAAAGGGGCGCACGCCCAGGCUGCCGAAAAGUACACGCAGAGCAUCUUCCACUACGGCAAAGAGGCCGCCGCCUUCACCAACCGGGCAUUGUGCUACUUGGCGCUGAAGCGCUACCACGAUGCGGUCGGCGACUGCGGAGCGGCGCUCGCCAUCGAUGGCGCCAACGUCAAGGCGCUCUACCGACGAGCGCAGGCGUACAAGGAGCUCAAGGAAGUGAAAAGUUGCAUCCGAGACCUGAACAAGCUCCUGGAGGUUGAGCCAAACAACACUGCCGCCAUCAAGCUGCUGCAGGAAGUGCAACAGCAGGAACAACAACAACCUCCGCAGGAGAAGAAGAAGAAGAGCAAGACCAAGAAGAAUAAAAGGUGAAAGAAAAUGAUCCGGGGCUAUCCCAAUUGCCAUGAGGGUGCAGACGUAUCAGUUUUUUUUUUUUAAUCAUUUUGUGGUUUUAUUCAAGCAAAGUCAAAACAGUCACAAUCACGUGCACACGUUAAGCAAUAAAACCAUCAUACAAGCAAA